AUGUCGGCAAUCGAGAAUUUGGGGAUAGCCGUUAGACAGCUGCGCAACAGCAACGAUGCAGACUGUCAGUUGCUGGCAGCAGGGCUGUACGAUAAGCUUGCUUCUAUCACUUGUGCCUGUAGCCAGGAUGUCAACAAAGUCCUUCAGUCUGUGAAGUCUCUGUUUAAGAAGGCCAAUGAUUCGCCGCUUACCGAGAAGGAAUUAUCCGACCUGAAGGGAUUCUUGAAGAAGGAGGCCCAGGCAAGAAGGACGAAAGGGGAGAAUCAUCGUGACUCUGCCAAGGAUUUGAGACGAUUGGUUGUGGUAUUUGAUGCUUGCGUCGACCUUGAUCAGUUUAUUUCUUAG
Molecule: messenger RNA, 345 nt
Organism: Fusarium proliferatum ET1
Lineage: Eukaryota; Fungi; Ascomycota; Sordariomycetes; Hypocreales; Nectriaceae
Exons: 1
Coding region: 1-345 (114 amino acids)
Source: RefSeq, a predicted model, not a curated record